AUGUCUUUGAGCGAGGUCGGGCAGCGUGCACUGCACCUGAGGGUGCCGGAGCCUCCAAGUUCGAAAGACAGGGUCGCGUACGGUUUCCUCGGAUUGCUAAAUUGCUUCGUCUUCGGCCUCGGCGUCAUCAUUCUCGGUUUCAUUGAGAACGACGUCUCCAACAUGAUGAUUGGAGUCCUCCAACUUCUCCUGCCUAUCGUUGGAUGGAUCUGGGCUCUCGUCUGGGGCGUCCUCAUCGUUCUCAAAGCGGUGCUGAAAGACACGGAAUAUUCCAGUCCGGUGUGA
Messenger RNA from Toxoplasma gondii ME49, 285 nucleotides. RefSeq lists its product as hypothetical. The transcript has a single exon. The record is from RefSeq and is a predicted model, not a curated record. Bases 1 to 285 code for a protein of 94 amino acids. NCBI's taxonomy places the organism in Eukaryota, Apicomplexa, Conoidasida, Eucoccidiorida, Sarcocystidae.